Molecule: messenger RNA, 954 nt
Organism: Marmota flaviventris (yellow-bellied marmot)
Lineage: Eukaryota; Metazoa; Chordata; Mammalia; Rodentia; Sciuridae
Product: olfactory receptor OR51C1-like
Biological process (GO): G protein-coupled receptor signaling pathway
Cellular component (GO): plasma membrane
Molecular function (GO): G protein-coupled receptor activity; olfactory receptor activity
Source: RefSeq, a predicted model, not a curated record
AUGUCAAAUUCCCAAAACUUCACAUCUUCUUCCAUCAUUUUCCUGCUUACUGGCGUUCCUGGGCUGGAAGCCUUUCACAUCUGGAUCUCCAUUCCCUUCUGCUUUCUGUAUGCAACUGCCCUCUCAGGGAACAGCCUGAUUCUCUUCGUCAUUAUCACGCAGCCCAGUCUCCACGAACCCAUGUAUUAUUUCCUCUCCAUGCUGUCCACCACAGACCUUGGGCUGUCCAUAUCCACUCUGGUCACCAUGCUGGGCAUAUUCUGGUUCAAUACCAGGGAGAUCAGCUUCAAUGCCUGCUUGUCACAGAUGUUCUUCAUUCAACUCUUCACUGUCAUGGAAUCUUCAGUACUGUUGGCUAUGGCUUUUGAUCGUUUUGUGGCCAUCUCUAAUCCCCUUAGGUAUGCUUCUGUCCUAACCAAUCUUAAAAUAGUGGUGAUUGGUGUAGCAAUUAUCACCAGGGGGACCCUUACUCUUACAAUUAUGGUGGUACUUCUUAAAAGGUUGUCCUAUUGCCGUAGCCACGUGCUCCUCCAUUCCUAUUGCUUCUAUCCUGAUGUAAUGAAGCUCUCGUGCACAGACACCAGGAUCAACAGUGCAGUUGGGUUGACUGCCCUGAUCACCACUGCUGGAGUGGACUCAAUCUUCAUUGUGCUUUCCUAUGUUUUGAUCAUUAGGACUGUCCUCAGCAUUGCUUCCCCUGAAGAGAGAAGGAAAGCCUUUUUUAGUACAUGUGUCUCCCAUAUUGGGGCUGUGGCUGUAUUCUACAUUCCAUUGAUCAGUCUGUCCUUUGUGCACAGAUUUGGAAAAGGAGCCCCACCUUAUGUAUAUACCUUGAUUGCCAAUGCCUACCUGCUGAUCCCUCCUGUGAUGAACCCCAUUAUCUACAGUGUGAAGACCAAACAGAUACGCAAGGCUGUGCUGAAAGUUUUCCAUUCAAGUGUGACAAAGACCUAG